This is a messenger RNA of Pelecanus crispus (Dalmatian pelican), 2199 nucleotides long. The record is from RefSeq and is a predicted model, not a curated record. Lineage: Eukaryota; Metazoa; Chordata; Aves; Pelecaniformes; Pelecanidae.
GAGACAGCUCUGGAGUGCCAUUUUGGGACAGACAGGACAUUUGAAGCCCGGUGGGUGAACUCCUCUGCCGUGGAGUGCGUACACGUGCUGCUCCACACAUCAGAAAAAAGCCAUCUCUUCCCAGUGAACCUUCAGCUGAAGGACAGACCAGACAGAUUUAUUGACAGUCCAGAGAAGAUGACAGUGGAGGUGUACAACUGUGCGACUGGGAGUGCUGACUGUUCUCAGUGCCUGGGGAGGGAGGACCUGGGGCACCGCUGCGUCUGGAGUGAGAGCAGCUCCAGCUGCAGGCUGCACAGCGAGCCCCCGCACGUCUCCGACGUCUGUCCAGCUCCGGAGAUUAAGAAGAUCGAGCCGCUGCGCGGGCCGCUGGAGGGGGGCACCCUGCUGACCAUCCGCGGGAGGAACCUGGGCCGCCGCUUCAGCGACAUCCUUGGCGCCGUCAGGAUAGGCAGCGUGCAGUGCGUGCCGCUGCCCGACAGAUACGUUGUCUCCGAGGCGAUCGUGUGCCAGACCGGAGAGGCUCAGGAGGCGUUUUCUGAUGUGGUGACGGUUAACGUGAGCCGGGAAGGGAAGUCCAGGGAGCGAUACUCCUACGUGCUUCCCGUGGUGCAGUCCAUAGCUCCCCUGAACGGCCCGAAGGCUGGAGGAACCAGAGUGACCAUCAGAGGCAGCCGGCUGGAUGUCGGCUCUGAGCUCCGCGUCCUCGUCAAUACGUCCAAGCAGUGCACUGACCUCAGCCGCAACGACAGCACCAUCACCUGCACCAUGCCAUCCGCGGAGCUCACCACGGCCGUGCGAGUCUGCGUCCAGUUCGAGAACAGGUCUUGUGCCAGCUACAACAUCACGUUCAAGUAUGAGAAGAACCCGAUUAUAUCAGAUAUCAACCCCAAAAAGAGCCAGAUCAGCGGGGGCAGGAUCAUCACCCUGGACGGAAGAGGCUUUGAGCUGGUCCAGAACGUGUCCAUGGUGGUCCGUGGCAUUGGCAGAGAGCAAACGAGCUGUAAGGUUCACACCGACACUGUGAUCACCUGCCCCUCUCCAGCUGCCUCCAACGUCACUGCGGGGAGCAAGCCCGCGCCUGCCGAUUUCUAUCUCAACGGUCGCCUCUAUGCAGAUGACCGUCCGGCUCUGGAUGAGGAGAUGUACCCUGAGGAGGCCUUGCACAUCAGCAAGUUCAGCCUGGAGUACUAUGCUGACCCCCAGUUCUUCACAGCCAAGAAGGAGAAGUGGAUCAAGCACCAUCCUGGCGAGCCCUUAACUCUGGUUAUACACAAAGAGCCUGACAGCCUGGGCCUGGAAAGCAACGAGUACCAAGUGAAAAUUGGCCUGAUCUCAUGCGAGAUCCAGAUUGUUUCGGACAAAGUCAUCCACUGCUCUGUCAACGAGUCGCUGAGCACCUCGGAAAGACAGUUACCGGUGACAAUCCAAGUUGGAAAGUUCAACUACACAGUUGCAAUGCUUCACCUUGGGGGAGGAGAGACCGCAAUCAUCGUCUCCAUUGUCAUCUGCAGCAUCUUGCUGGUUCUCUCCGUUGUAGCUCUCUUUGUGUUUUGCACAAAGAGCCGCAGAGCGGAGCGCUACUGGCAGAAAACCCUGCUCCAGAUGGAGGAGAUGGAGUCGCAGAUCCGGGAGGAAAUCCGCAAAGGUUUUGCGGAACUGCAGACAGACAUGACAGACCUGACCAAGGAGUUAAACCGCAGCCAGGGGAUCCCGUUCCUGGAGUACAAGCACUUUGUCACCCGGACGUUCUUCCCCAAAUGUUCCUCGCUCUACGAGGAGUGCUACAUCCUGCCAUCCCAGCAGCUCAGCUCCCAGGUGGGCUCCCAGGUCCAGGAAACUCAUCCGCUCCUGGUGGGGGAAUGGAAAAUCCCUGAAAACUGCAGACCCAAUAUGGAAGAAGGAAUCUCACUGUUCUCCACCUUACUCAACAACAAGCACUUUCUCAUCGUGUUUGUCCAUGCUCUCGAGCAACAGAAGGACUUUGCUGUUAGAGACAGGUGUAACCUGGCCUCCCUGCUUACUAUUGCUUUGCAUGGGAAACUGGAGUAUUACACCAGCAUCAUGAAGGACCUCUUGGUGGAUCUAAUAGACGCUUCAGCUUCCAAAAACCCCAAGCUGAUGCUGAGGAGAACGGAAUCUGUGGUGGAGAAGAUGCUAACCAACUGGAUGUCCAUCUGCAUGUACAGCUAUCUCAGA